AUGAUGUAAGAAAGACAUUUAAGAUCAAAUGAAAAAGUAGAUAGAUAAUUAGAUUAUUAAACCAUGAAAAUGAUAUCACCAUAAGCUGAUGUGAAUUUCAAAAAAGAAAAUUCAAAUCCUUUAGAUUAAAAUUGCAGCGCUUAUUUAUUAAAGGGUUAUGAAAGAUAAGCUCCAUAUAAAUCAAAUCAGAUUGAUUAAAAUCGUCAAACAGGAGAACCAUUAAAAAUGGCAUCUAACAAUAACCCAUAUCUAAAGCAAUCUGUAAACAAUAACCAUGAGUAAGAACAAACAAAACCAUUUAUUCGUGCAUAUUAAGAAGGAGAACAAAGAAAGCCUUUAGAUUAAGUUAAUUACAAAUAAGAAUAGCGAUUAUUAAAUCAAAGAGAAAUUACUAGUCCUUAUGGGAAUCUUGAUAACAAAAAAAGAGAUCCAAUUGAUACUAGAACUCCUUUUGAUCCAAAUACAAACAUGAGUGCCUAUACUCCAUAAUCAAGAUAAGAUAAUUAUCGUAGAGAUGUCUAAUAAUCAGAAUAAAAAAGAGAUUUUCAAUUACCUGAAUACAAAAGAAUGUAUCCUGAUUAGGAUCCUAGAAUCCCUUAGAGAUAGAUGAGUGCUUUUGAAAUGAAGUAGAACCCAAUUGAUUAAGGAGAUAAAGCUAGAUAUGAUUAGGAAAGAAUAAGAACAUUAGGAGGAUAAUAAGAAUAGCCUGAAAGAAUGGAUAGAUUGAUAAGAGCAUCUGAUUAUACAAGAAAAUCUGACAAUAAUGAUUUUUUAGAAUAAGAUAAAAGAGUAUUAGAAAGAAGAGAAUUUAAUUAAAGAGGUGGAGCAGAUCAAGGUUUCUCUGAUUAAAGAAAUACUGCAAAAUCUUAAGAAUACUCUUAGAGAUAAUAAAUUUAACUAACAAGACCUUAAGAAGGAUCUAAAACUCCAAUUGAAGGAAGAAUUAAUGAAAAAAGAGGUUAUGAUGAUCAAAUGUAAUAAGAAGGAAGAUUUAAUCAAUCAUAAUUUACUAAUCCUUAUCUACAAGGAAGAACUUAGUAAUAAUAAUUUUAUGAUAUGAAACCUCCUUUAGAUGAUCAAAGAAGAAUGCUCAAUCCUUAUGAUGAGAGAAGAAAUGUAAACCCAUAUGAAACUAGACCUUAAAUUUAAGAUUAGAGAUCACCUUUUUAAAAAAGACCUGAUCGGGUUGAGAUUGAAAAAAGAUUAGAACAUCCUGAAUUUGAAAGAAGACAUGAUGUUUAAAAUAGAUCUCCUUAUUAAGCAAGAUUUGGCCCAGAAGGAAAAUCUGAAGUUGACUAAAGAUUACCUCCUUAAGAUCGACAAUUGUAAGGGUAAAAUUAUGAAAGAUAUUAAUAAUCAGGAUAUAGGUAAGGUAUGGAUGGAAAAUAUCAAUAUGAAGUAAGAUAACCAUAAUAAACCUAAUUUCAAGAAACCCCUGUUAAUGGUCCUGGAUUAUAAGAAGUGAGAUAAGGAAUGAAUUAUAGAAAAUAUUCAGAUGGCCGAUCUAUUUAAGAUGGAUAAAUGGAAUAUAGAGAUGGUUAAGAAGGAAAACCUAGAUUAAUGGAAGGGAGAUCUGGAUUCCCUGAAGGAAGACCAGAAUUACACGAGGCGAGACCAGGAUUUGAAGGAAGAUUUGGAUUACCUGAAAGAAGACCUGGGUUCCCUGAAGGAAAACCUGGAUUUGAAAGAAGACCUGAAUUUGAAGGAAGACCUGGAUUACCUGAAGGAAAACCUGGGUUCGUUGAAGGAAGGCUUGGAUUCCCUGAAGGAAGACCUGGACUAACUGAAGGAAGACCUGGACUACCUGAAGGAAGAUUAGGAUUUGAAGGAAGACUUGGACUACCUGAAGGAAGAUUAGGAUAUGAAGGAAAACCUGGAUUCCCUGAAGGAAGAACUGGAUUCCCUGAAGGAAGACUUGGAUUACCUGAAGGAAGAUUAGGAUUUCAAGGAAGACCUGGAUUCCCUGAAGGAAGAACUGGGUUCCCUGAAGGAAGAACUGGAUUCCCUGAAGGAAGACCUGGAUUCCCUGAAGGAAGACCUGGAUUACCUGAAGGAAGAUUAGGAUUUCAAGGAAGACCUGGGUUCCCUGAAGGAAGACCAGGAUUAAUGGAUGGUAUAUAAUAGUAGGUUGAUGGUCGAGGGGGAUUUAAUAGGACAUGCGAGGAAGAUCGAUAUUAAGGAACCCCUCUUCUUGAUGGAAGAACUGGAUUCGAUGGAAACAGAGAAUAGUUUGGUACUAGGCCUCCAAUAUAAAGUAGACCUUUUGAGGAAAGAGGAACUUUUGAAUAAAGAGCUCCUAUGGAGAGUAGAAAUCAAUAUUAAAGAGGAUUUGAUGAUAAGUUUGGUGAUAGGUAAUUUGAUUAAAAAUAUUCACAAUAAUAAGACAUUAUUGGCAGAAAAGAUUUAGGAAGACCUGAGUAUGGAAAGGUGAGGGAAGAAAUUGAUAGAAGAAAUGCUUAUGGUAGGCAAGAAAUGGAGGAGAAUCUGUCAGAAUUUGGAAAAAGAAAAGAGUUUGAUGGUAGGAUAAGACCAGAAACAAGUUUUGGAAAGCCUUAGUAGCCAGAAGAAAGGUAUUUAAGAAGGGAAUAUAAUGAUUAAGGAUAGAGAUUGAGUUAUCAUGAAGAUACAUCAGUAAUUGAUAGAUUGGGAUUAGAGAGAGGAACAAAUAGAAAAAUAAUUGGUAAUUAAGCUGCAGAAAAUAUGUUGAGAGGAGAACAACAAAUGAACAGAUAAUAUGAUAGAGAGAGAGGAUUCAAUAGAAUAGGAAUGGGAGAAAGAGUGGCUAGUUUUACAAAUAGUAAAAUGGGUUAUUAAAGAACUGCUGUUUAAGAUAGGGAGGAAUAUUAAGGUUAUGUUAGAUCAAAACAAUUACUUAAGCCAUCAUUAGGAAAUGAUCCAAAUGAUUUUUAGAGAAUGAAAUCUCAAGAUUAGGGAUUCCAAAAAUGUAUAAAUAUAAAAUUUAUUUAUAAGUAUUAAGUCCAAAGGGUUAAGUUGAAACCAAAGUUGGAAUAUAUGAUAUUUAGAGAAGAGAUGGUAGAAUAUGA
Molecule: messenger RNA, 3044 nt
Organism: Paramecium pentaurelia
Lineage: Eukaryota; Ciliophora; Oligohymenophorea; Peniculida; Parameciidae
Source: the annotation of a GenBank genome assembly